Messenger RNA from Tachysurus fulvidraco (yellow catfish), 1859 nucleotides. RefSeq lists its product as uncharacterized. Gene Ontology annotation, cellular component: membrane. Bases 85 to 1173 code for a protein of 362 amino acids. The record is from RefSeq and is a predicted model, not a curated record. The transcript has a single exon. Gene Ontology annotation, biological process: G protein-coupled receptor signaling pathway. Gene Ontology annotation, molecular function: G protein-coupled receptor activity. Lineage: Eukaryota; Metazoa; Chordata; Actinopteri; Siluriformes; Bagridae.
GUAUGUUUUUUAAGCCGUCUGCCCUCAGUGCUCUCUGCUCAAAAGCAUAAGAGUUUUGUGCACCGUGGAGUGUUCGCAGGAAGCAUGAAUUUUACCAGUGUAAGAGUUCCUGAACAGGUUCAGGAGUUAGAAAUGGACCCAGGUAUUGUGGGAGCCUGUGUCAUCAUGGCUGUGUGCUUUAUGGUGGGGACUCCAGGGAACCUGCUGGUUGUGUGGACCAUCGUGAGGCACGUGAAACAACGCUCUCACACUGUGUUGCUCAUCAUGCACCUGGCUGUUGCUGACCUGCUGGUAGUCUUCACCCUGCCUUUAUGGAUCUACUCACUGGUUUGGUCCUGGGUGUUUAGUGAGGUUAUGUGCAAGGCCAUGGUGUAUGUUAUCUACGCCUGCAUGUAUGCUAGCAUCUUCUUGAUCACCAUCAUGAGUGUGGAGCGCUUCCUGGCUGUCAGGUACCCCUUUGCUUCAGCUGCCUGGAGAAAGAAGCAGAUGUUAAAUAAGAUCUUGCUGGCUGUGUGGGUGGCGUCGUUUCUUCUCAGCAUUCCAGUUAUAAUUACUCAGGUCUUGGGCGAUGACAACGGAUCAAAACAGUGCUUGUAUCGGGAGUACAAAUCCGAUACACAGGAGGCUGUUCUUCUGCUCUUGGAGUCUCUGGUGGGUUUUGUGAUCCCCUUCGUCAUCCUUGUGCUCUGCUAUGGCUGCCUCUACAGUCGAAUCACACAGAUGAGCUUUAGGUCCAAGCGAAAAUCUACUAUUCUGAUUGUCGGUGUUGUGGUGGUAUUUGCUCUUUGCUGGAUCCCACACCACAUCACCAAUGUUUUGUCUUUGGUUUACCUUGUCUUUGAUGACUCCCCAGAAAGAGAAAAAAUCUACGAGGUUGUAAAUGCCAUGCACAUGAUCUCUAGCUCACUAGUCUUUGUAAGCAGCACUAUCAAUCCAGUGCUGUAUGUUUUUGCAGCACGGAGCUUUCGCACUUCACUGAGGGACACAGGUAUCCACAAGCUGUUCCGUCACCUGUCCAGUACAGUGACGGGCGAAGGCAAUAGAGAACUGUCAUUUGUGUCCAAAAGACAAAGUUCUCAGACCAACACUUCUCAGUGCUGCGUGGAGUCCAAAGCACAUAUAGACCUACUUGUGGACAUAUGCAGCCAUGCUGCAACUGAUGAGCAUGUGUGAAGGUACAAAGUUUGGCUACUGAUUAAUUGCAAAAAUAUUUAUGUAUAUAUAAUGCUACUAUGGAAUAUACUUAGCCUAGUACUUGACUUAAGAUGAUGGAUUUUAAUAAGAGAAAAGUUCAACUAGUUCAAAAAUUACGAAUUGUCUAAGACUCAAUUGUCUCAAGUGUCCUCAGAUUAUAAACAUUUGUUUAAUGUAAUUUUUUACCCAUGUCUCUGUAUUUUUAUUAUCUGUUUUUUCUAUUAUCUGCAUGUUCUUCAUAUGUAUGAAAUCAUUUUUCUUGUUUGUUAUUGUUAUAUAUUUUAUAUACUUAUUUCUUCUCAUGUCUAUUCGUUCUUUUUUUUUUACUGUAGUUUUUUUUAGAUGUAGUAUAUUUAUGUGCCAAGUCUAAGGAGGACUAGGCCUAGUUUUCAUUUCACUGCCAACUUGUAUUCUGUAUAUAAGUGUGCUUGACAAAUAAAAUCAUGAAUCUUGAAUAAAUAUUAGUUAAAUAGAAUCUUUUAAACUACUUUUCUUUUUAAAUAAGUGCUAAAGAUUUCUUCUUAAAGAUACCAUUAUUAUUAUUUCAAUCCAGAACAAGUCCAGAACAGAAGAUUUAAUAAAUCGAAAGCAUUAAUGUAAUGACUAUUUUUGUGUACCAAAAAAAAAGUAAAAUUCCUUAAUAAACUGUUUUAUUUUUGUCUUUA